AUGGUACAUAAGGAAGCUAGGCUUGAGCAAGCUCUUCAAGCUAGAUGUAGUGAGUACUCACAACUCACCAAGGAGUUCCUCUCCACAGUAGCUCUUGCCUUUCCCAACCACAAUGGAGACCAACCAGCUGGUGAUGGACUCCUACUCUUCAAGAUAGGCGAUGCCAAUGGGCGCAUCUCCAUCUCAGCUCUAUGCCAACUCUUUGGACUUCCCAAUGAGACAGCACAUGACUUCAAGGAGAACUCAAAGAGGAAACAAGCUGCCUUUGCUGAUUGGACACACUUUGCCAAUGAACCAUUCUUGCCUUCAAGGUCAAAGGUGUCUAGAAUCACUCAUCCAGCCAUUCGCUAUGUGCACCGCCUCAUCUCCACCACUUUCCAAUGCAAACAAGAAGCCAACAAGGUCACAACUGAUGAGUUCUACAUCCUCACCACACCAUUCAUCAAGCAUGAGUACAAGGCCAACCUUGGACUUUUACUUGCCAAGACAUUCAUCAAUGUGAGGAAGCUAGCUCAAGACUUGGAAGGCAACAAGAAGCUUUGUGUUCGUUUUGGGAGGCUUAUCACGGCCAUAGUACUGCAUGUGGGGAUUGACAUUCCCAACUAUGAGCCACUACCCAAGCCAACCCCUUUGGAUCUCCAUGCUCUUCAGCACAUCCACUUCCUAAACCGUUGGACUAAAGACCCAACUCGGUUUUGCUAUGAGUUUCCAAUUGGUCCAGCCAACACUUCCCUUGUCUUGCUGCCACAUGAGACAUCCCAAGCCUACGCUCAGGUGUUGUCACUUUCCAGCCCAAUGAGGAAGACUUCUAUGUCACUUUACCUAUCUCAGCUCAGAAUGUUUCCAGUUCACAACAUCUUUCUUUUCAGUUCAUAUCUCAUCAUUUCACACUUAACAUUCGCUGCUGGCCACAGUGAAUGA
Messenger RNA from Microthlaspi erraticum, 921 nucleotides. The record is from the annotation of a GenBank genome assembly. NCBI's taxonomy places the organism in Eukaryota, Viridiplantae, Streptophyta, Magnoliopsida, Brassicales, Brassicaceae.